GGCCGGGCCGGGCUGUGGCGGCGGCGGCGGGGAGCGGGGCGCAGGGAGCGGCGCGGCCAUGGCGAAGCACACGGUGUCGUCGGCCCGCUUCCGGCGGGUGGACGUGGACGAGUACGACGAGAACAAGUUCGUGGACGAGGAGGAAGGAGGAGACGGGCAGGCGGGGCCCGACGAGGGGGAAGUGGACUCGUGCCUCAGGCAAGGGAACAUGCUGGCCGCGCUGCAGGCGGCUCUGAAGAACCCCCCGAUCAACACGAAGAACCAGGCGGUGAAGGAUCGUGCAGAAAGCAUUGUCCUGAAGGUUCUCAUCUCUUUCAAAGCCAACGAUAUAGAGAAGGCAGUGCAGUCGCUGGAUAAGAAUGGUGUCGAUCUGCUGAUGAAAUACAUCUACAAAGGCUUUGAGAGCCCCUCUGACAACAGCAGUGCUGUGCUGCUGCAGUGGCAUGAGAAGGCCCUGGCUGCCGGAGGAGUGGGGUCCAUUGUCCGCGUUUUGACUGCCAGGAAAACGGUUUAACUCCAGCAGGGAGCAGCUGUCUGCCAUCCGUGGCGGGGGAGAUGCUGGUGCAAAACCCAACCAACUCAAUGUCAUUGCUGCCCUGUGGGCAGUUUCUGUCUCUCAGCUUGUCUUCUCACUGCUUCUUUCAUACCCGACAAGUAAUGCAUAUCGUGAUCUCUUCUUGUUAAACUCUGGAAAAUUAUGAAGGUGCAAUUUUAUUUCUAACAGGAAUAUUUGGUACUCAAGCAUUUCAGUGACAUGUAUAGAGCUACGUAUAAAACUUCGUGUUUAGGAUGAUUUGCAUUUGUGUAUAAUUGUGGCAGAUUUGGACCUGACUUUCCAAACAAAAGCUGAGGGACGUAGGACAAUGUCUUAAUUCUUUUUUUGCUAGCCAAGCAGUGGCUUGACGUAAGAUAAAUAUUUGAGAAGUGGGGCAGCUAUUCGUGUAGGUAACUGGACCACGUUUCCUUUGGUCAGCCUCUGAACCUACAGCAGUGAACAGGGCAGAAUACAACGGCUCCCUUCCGACCAAUCAUCGUUCCAGAAAGCUGAGUAUUUUCUUUAACCUCACAUCUUAUGGCCAGUUCUGAAGUCUUGUCAUCAGACGCCAGGCCCCCAGUGGGAAAGUCACACAGGAUAAAGUUGCCUGUCCUGCAGUUUGGAUGGCAGAAUUUAAAGGGUUGAUGGUCCAUUUACACUGGAGCACAGUCCAGUGAACUCUAUUUUGGGGAGUAAAAAUCCUAAACAGGAGAAGACAAAGGAGCUUUCACACAGGAAAUCACCUUUCAGCAACUUGAAUGUGAUUUGAUUCUCUCCAGCACAACAUGGUGGCUCCCUCUGGUAAUCUGAGAAAUAAAUACUGGUAUCCACACCAGCCUUGCAAAGCUCCCAUAUUUUGUUUUCUAGAUACAGUUUUAAGGGUACCAGAUGGUUAACAUUCCUGUUGUACCACAGUGUGUUAGCUAGUGGGCAAAUUAAGUUCUAAAAUAAAGAGGAGUAUUUUAAAAAGAAUUAAGAAAGCCCAGGGCAUCCCAGACCACAGAUCACCACUGAAGGUUAGGGGCCAGGACUGAUGUAAACACGUUUUAUGUUCACCAUUUUACAGCAAUUCAGUUGUGUAAAACUGUUGGGGAAUUUGUGAAGCCUUUGCUGUUUUUUGAUAUCUGCUUUUUUGUUUUUUUGUAAUAACAAUAAAGACCAGACAAAUAAAUUGUCACUGAAUAUUUA
Cygnus atratus (black swan) is the source of this 1723-nucleotide messenger RNA. It is a transcript of the gene ARPC5, whose product is annotated as actin related protein 2/3 complex subunit 5. The record is from RefSeq and is a predicted model, not a curated record. Gene Ontology annotation, biological process: cell migration; regulation of actin filament polymerization; Arp2/3 complex-mediated actin nucleation. NCBI's taxonomy places the organism in Eukaryota, Metazoa, Chordata, Aves, Anseriformes, Anatidae. The coding region runs from base 59 to 514 and encodes 151 amino acids. The transcript is spliced from 4 exons. Gene Ontology annotation, molecular function: actin filament binding. Gene Ontology annotation, cellular component: actin cytoskeleton; Arp2/3 protein complex; cytoplasm.